This is a messenger RNA of Budorcas taxicolor (takin), 2022 nucleotides long. RefSeq names its product ABO, alpha 1-3-N-acetylgalactosaminyltransferase and alpha 1-3-galactosyltransferase (gene ABO). Gene Ontology annotation, biological process: carbohydrate metabolic process. Gene Ontology annotation, cellular component: vesicle; membrane; Golgi apparatus. Gene Ontology annotation, molecular function: glycoprotein-fucosylgalactoside alpha-N-acetylgalactosaminyltransferase activity. The transcript has 9 exons. NCBI's taxonomy places the organism in Eukaryota, Metazoa, Chordata, Mammalia, Artiodactyla, Bovidae. Bases 1 to 1314 code for a protein of 437 amino acids. The record is from RefSeq and is a predicted model, not a curated record.
AUGGCCGACAAACACCUUGGCGCCUUGGCUCUCGUCGUGCCCAAGUGCCUUAUCCAGUCCAGCCCCGAGGCCUGGCGGCCCAGCUCCCAGUCUCCCUGGAUCCUCCAACGCCAGGAGUUUUCCAUGGCCUCUGCAUCAUCCGGUCUCUCCCUCCUCUCUCUGGUCCAGCUCACCUCGCUGCUGCUCCCACCCUUCCGGGGCUCACUUCCCAGUCCUGAGCUGCUGGCCCUACGCCUUUAUUUCUGGGGAAAGAGCACCAAGUCCUGGCUGUGUCUGAUCCUGCUCUUUGCCGUACUUCUGGGCUUCUACAGCAACGUGUUCAACCUGAUCCCCAGAAGACAGACAGAAGAGUCUCAAAGCAGCCUUGAGGCCCACCACCUGCAAGGCCAACGGGAGAGCCUGCCUUUGAGUGAAGGUGACGGCCACUUGGACACCUGCAGGAUACCCGAGGUACCCAGGUUGCUUUACCCCAAGGCUCAGCUUCUUCUCCCCAGGAGAGUGGACGUGCUGGUCAUGACCCCCUGGUUUGCUCCCAUCAUCUGGGACGGGACCUUCGACUCUGCCAUCUUGGAUGCGCAAUUCAGAGACACCACCAUUGGGCUGACCGUGUUCGCCAUCAAAAAAUACGUGGUCUUCCUGCGGCUCUUCCUGGAGACGGCGGAGAAGUACUUCAUGGUGGGACACAAGGUCACCUACUACGUCUUCACCGACCGGCCGGCGGAUGUGCCCCAGAUCGCCCUCCGGGCCGGGAGGCAGGUGGUGGUCCUCCACGUCGGGAGCUACAGACGCUGGCAGGACAUUUCCAUGCAUCGGAUGGAGAUGAUCAGCAACUUCUCGCGGCAGCGCUUCCUCCACGAGGUGGACUACCUGGUGUGCCUGGACGUGGACAUGAAGUUCAGCGACCACGUGGGCGUGGAGAUCCUGGCGCCGCUCUUCGGGACCCUGCACCCCGGGUUCUACGCCGCCGACCGCCAGUCCUUCACCUAUGAGCGCCGGCCCCUGUCUCGAGCCUACAUCCCGAGAGACGAGGGUGACUUCUACUACGCGGGAGGCUUUUUUGGGGGGUCGGUCCCUGAGGUUUACUGGCUCACCACGGCCUGUCACCAGGCCAUGACGGCCGACCAGGCCCAGGGCAUCGAGGCCGUGUGGCACGAUGAGAGCCACCUGAACCGGUACCUGCUGUCGCACAAGCCCAGCAAGGUGCUGUCCCCCGAGUACCUGUGGGACGAGCGGAUGCUGCAGAGGCCGCCCUUACUCCGGAAGCUGCGCUACGUGGCCGUGCCCAAGAACCACGGAGAGAUUCGGAACCGAUGAGAACGUACUUGCCAAGAAAGUCCGUGGGUAUCAGACCGCAGUGCAUGUCAGUGGUUCACCCCUCUUGAUGAGGGGUUGGCCAAAGGCUUGAUGGAACCACUGAGAACGUACUUUUCAAGAAAGUCCGUGGAAAUCGGGCCGCACCUCAUGUCAGUGGUUCUACCCUCUCCAUAAGGGAUUGGCCAAAGGCUUGACACGGGUAAAGCCAUUGGCUUACUUCGUCUUCUGGAGGGAACUCCACUGGGCAGACAAAGCCGGCCCUGCAGUCUUCAUUCCCUCCUCAUCCCGCCUCGUCUUUCAGUGUGACUCGUCCUCCAAGGGCUUGACAAGAUCACCUUCCGGGGAUGCUUUCUUUGGUUCUCUCUUCUUCCAGUCAUUGAAGGGAAUUUCUCCUUCCUCUGACGAAACAACAACAGAAAGAACUGUAUCUUCAUGAAGCGCUAAGGAUAUACUUUUGGCAGUGUCUGCCUUUCUGCCUACCUUACCCACUGGCCUUGCCCAUUGUGAUGUGGGAUGCUGAGGAUGGAGAUCAAGAUGUCUCCAUCUUUUUGUCCAUCAGCACACACCUCAGUGCCUGAUGCCCAGGGGCUUUCAAAACUGUUUGCAUUUAAAUGUCAGGAAGGGACUUCCCUGGUACCCAUCCAGUGGUUAAGAGGUUGCCUACCAAUGCUGCGGACACAAGCUGGAUCCCUGAUCCCGGAGCUAAGA